Eubalaena glacialis (North Atlantic right whale) is the source of this 777-nucleotide messenger RNA. RefSeq names its product granzyme A (gene GZMA). Gene Ontology annotation, biological process: positive regulation of apoptotic process; negative regulation of oxidoreductase activity; proteolysis. Bases 1 to 777 code for a protein of 258 amino acids. Gene Ontology annotation, molecular function: serine-type endopeptidase activity. The transcript has 5 exons. NCBI's taxonomy places the organism in Eukaryota, Metazoa, Chordata, Mammalia, Artiodactyla, Balaenidae. The record is from RefSeq and is a predicted model, not a curated record.
AUGAAAAUUCCUUUCCCUUUCUCUUUUCCCACUGGCAUGUGUCUCCUUCUAAUUCCUGGAGUUUUUCCAGUAUCCUGUGAGGGAAUUAUAGGAGGAAAAGAAGUGCCACCUCACACAAGACGCUACAUGGCUCUAAUCAAAGGGCUGAAAGUCUGUGCAGGGGCUUUGAUCAAAGAAAACUGGGUGUUGACAGCUGCUCACUGUGACCUGAAAGGCAAUCCUCGAGUUAUUCUUGGGGCCCACUCUACCUCCCGUAAAGAGAAAUAUGACCAAGUAUUUUCCAUUAAAAAGGCAAUUCCCCAUCCAUGCUUCAAUCCACAGACCUUUGAAGGGGAUCUUCAACUCCUUCAGCUGGAUGGUAAAGCAACUAUGACCAAAGCUGUAGGAAUACUUCAGCUACCAAAAACAGGAAACGAUGUCAAACCCCACACCAAAUGUCAUGUGGCAGGAUGGGGAAGCACCAAAAAAGACUUGUGCAAAAUUUCAAGUGCCUUGAGAGAAGCCAACAUUACUGUGAUAGAUAGGAAAAUAUGCAAUGAUGCCCAGCACUAUAAUUUUAAUCCAGUUAUUGAUCUCAGUAUGAUCUGUGCUGGUGGUAGAAAAGGUGAAGAUGAUUCAUGUGAAGGGGAUUCUGGAAGUCCUCUGAUAUGUGAUAACGUUUUCAGAGGUGUCACUUCCUUUGGGAAGUGUGGUAACCCCCAGAAGCCUGGCAUCUACAUUCUCCUUACCAAAAAAUACCUCAACUGGAUAAAGAAAACCAUUGCAGGAGCCAUAUAA